UGCUCAUACAAGCUCCGCAACCGCAAAACAAAUAGAAGAAAUGUCGUGCUCUACAAUCUUGGCAUCCAUUAGAUCCCUUUUGAGUUCAGUUGUGCAUCCUUUCGUCCAUACAGACUUUCAUGAAGCUAUCUCACGGAUGACUUUCAUCGACUGUUUCCUCUUCUUCAUUGUGCAUUUUGUAGAUAAGUUGGGGAUAUGGCCUAAGUUACCGGUGUUCCUAGGUUUAUUUUACCUGGCAAUACGCCGGCAUCUUCAUCAAAAGUACAACUUGUUUAACGUCGGGAGAUCUCCGGUUGGUAUCCGGUUUAAUCCCGGCGAUUAUCCUUAUCGAACAGACGAUGGCAAAUAUAAUGAUCCCUUUAAUGAAGUAGCCGGCAGCGAAGGAAGCUUCUUUGGCAGGAACAUUCUCCCUGAUGAUGGUGGUGAUCGGAAACGAAAGCUAAUGAAACCAGACCCAAUGCUUGUGGCCACUAAACUCCUGGGACGAAAAGAAUUUGCAGACACAGGAAAACAAUUCAACAUGAUUGCUGCUUCCUGGAUUCAGUUUAUGAUUCAUGACUGGGUCGAUCACCUUGAAGAUACCGAGCAGAUUGAGCUGAUAGCUCCAGGAGCUGUUGCAAACCAAUGUCCUCUAAGUUCCUUCAAGUUCUACAAGACAAAGGAGUUCCCAACGGGUUCUUAUGAGAUCAAGAGUGGUAUGAGGAACAGAAGGACACCAUGGUGGGAUGGAAGUGUCAUAUAUGGGAGCAAUGCAGAAACGUUGCACAGGAUUAGGACUUACAAAGAUGGGAAGCUCAAGAUUGAACAGAAUGGCCUUCUUCCUCAUGACCAAGAUGGAAAUGCAAUUUCAGGAGACAUUAGAAACAAUUGGGCUGGUGUCUCCACUUUGCAGGCCCUCUUUGUCAAAGAGCAUAAUGCAGUUUGUGAUGCCCUCAAGAAGGAGUAUAGAGAUCUGGAUGAUGAAGAGUUGUACCGCUACGGAAGGCUAGUAACCUCUGCUGUGAUUGCAAAGAUUCAUACCAUUGAUUGGACGGUGGAGCUGCUCAAAACUGACACAAUGCUUGCGGGAAUGCGAGCAAACUGGUAUGGACUGCUGGGAAAGAAAUUCAAGGACACUUUUGGGCAUGUUGGAGGAGCAAUUUUGAGUGGCCUGGUUGGACAGAGGAAGCCGGAAAAUCAUGGUGUCCCUUAUUCAUUGACUGAGGAAUUUGUCAGUGUUUACCGGAUGCAUUCUCUCUUACCAGAUUACCUUCAACUCAGGGACAUUAAUGCUGCACCAGGACCCAACAAAUCCCCACCUUUGAAGGAGAAGAUGCCUAUGCCGAAUUUGAUAGGACACAAAGGAGAGAAGACUUUAUCAGAAAUUGGAUUCACCAAGCAGGUGGUCUCGAUGGGGCAUCAAGCUUGUGGUGCCCUGCAAUUAUGGAACUAUCCUUGGUGGCUCAGGGACCUUAUUCCACAAGAUGUUGAUGGUAAAGACAGGCCUGACCAUGUUGACUUAGCAGCUCUUGAAGUUUACAGGGACAGGGAGAGAAAAGUUGCUAGAUACAAUCAGUUCCGGAGGGCUUUGCUGCUAAUACCAAUCUCCAAAUGGGAAGAUCUAACAGAUGAUAAGCAAGCCAUUAAAACACUUUAUGAAGUGUAUGGAAACAAUGUGGAAGAGCUUGAUAUACUAGUUGGCCUCAUGGCAGAGAAGAAAAUCAAGGGAUUUGCCAUAAGUGAGACGGCAUUUAUCAUAUUCCUUCUCAUGGCAACGAGGAGGCUAGAGGCAGACAGGUUCUUUACAAAAGAUUUCAAUGAAGAGACAUACACAAAGAAGGGACUUGAAUGGGUGAACACAACAGAGAGCCUGAAAAAUGUGUUGGAUCGACACUACCCGGAAAUUACAAAGAAAUGGAUGAACUCUUCAAGUGCAUUUUCUGUCUGGGAUUCUCCUCCACAGCGUCAUAACCCCAUUCCUCUUUAUCUCCGGAUUCCCAGUUAAAGCUAUUUAGCAUUCUACAAUGUUAUUGAUGCAAAGAAGGAAGGAAAUAAGUGCAUCAAAAAGAAAAAAAAAAAAAAAAAGAGGAAGGAAAUAAAUGUAUUUAUUAAGAUUUUAUUAUGAUUAAAAAUAUAUAGGGAUUAAAUUAAAAUAUUUACUUGUAAUUUCUAAGUAUUUAUUAGGAUAUGUUAUUAUCUUUUAAUAAAAGUUUUAUUGAGAG
This is a messenger RNA of Rubroshorea leprosula, 2201 nucleotides long. The record is from the annotation of a GenBank genome assembly. Lineage: Eukaryota; Viridiplantae; Streptophyta; Magnoliopsida; Malvales; Dipterocarpaceae.